GUGAAUAUAGAUAUGAAAUAUGCAGUGAGUUUAAGUUAUCAGACUAGCUGAAAAUUGUAGUUAACAGUGCAAUACUGUACCGUAAGGUACAUAGCACUCCGGUUCACAAUUCCUCGCCGCAGUCGUAUCAAAAUGUCUCCCUCCGAAACAUCGGCUUGUGAGGAUCUUAAAGCAUUUGAGCGAAGAUUGACGGAAGUAGUUGCCUGCUUGCAACCCCCAACGCUACGAUGGAGAUUGCUUUUAGGGGUAACGUCGCUGAUGACUAUCGUCGGGGCGUUCUACUGGCUGACUGAUCCGCGUACGUCCAUUGUUCCACUGGUGGAAUCAUUGUUGAAUCAUUCGAUCUUCACAAUAUCGACAAUAGUACUACUAAUUCUGUUCGUGUUUGGUAUCCAUAAUCUGGUUAUCGCUCCGCACAUAAUCACAACGCGCACAAAAAAUGUUCUGGCCGAAUUCAACAUGUCUUGUGACGAAACCGGCAAGCUUAUAGUUCGUCCCAGCCGACCGACGAACAACUCCCGGUACAUGGAUGUGACCUAAGUGAAUCAUAACACCCCGACUACCGCAGCUUGCCACUAUCAUGCGUUGUAAAUACAAGAGAAUGCAACCAUGUAUUGCUUCCUCCCUUGACCUACCAACUGGUAUUCAAUGACACAUUUAACUUGCUUAUUUGCGUUUUUUACGCUGUAUUUCGUGUGUUAUACAUUUUGUUUUCUUUGACAUUAAAGAGAUUAAAUAAAUCCCCUCCCCCCCAU
Messenger RNA from Anopheles nili, 755 nucleotides. It is a transcript of the gene Cnep1r2, whose product is annotated as nuclear envelope phosphatase-regulatory subunit 1 homolog. Gene Ontology annotation, cellular component: cytoplasm; Nem1-Spo7 phosphatase complex. Lineage: Eukaryota; Metazoa; Arthropoda; Insecta; Diptera; Culicidae. Bases 133 to 540 code for a protein of 135 amino acids. The record is from RefSeq and is a predicted model, not a curated record. The transcript has 4 exons.